GCGCAGGCGGGACCAGGUGGAGGCCGCGCACGCGUCUUGGGGACAGGGCGGAGGGGUUGAGCCCUGAGCACAGGUGGAGGCAGUGGGCGCAGAGGCCUGAGGUGGUCUGGAGUGGCCCUGAGGUGGCCAGGAGUGGCCGGGGUCCGUGUGGCGCAGGGGCAGCCAAAGCCAUGGGGGCCAGCGGCCCUGGGGUGCUGGGCCCCGCGCUCUUCCUGCUGCUGCUGCCGCCGCUGAGCGCAAACAGCUUCCUACUCAGCCUCCAACGCUCGCGAGACUGGCGCGGCCUCGGGCUGCCCUGGGGAAGCCCCCGGCGCCCGCGCCGCCUGGGCCCGGACCAGGAGAGGUUCCACCACAUCCGGGGCCCGACCCCCUUGCCCCAGGAGCGACGGGCUGGAGAAAAGCCGAAAUCCUGCCAGAGCACGGUUGACCUCUACUUCAUCUUGGACAUGUCAGGCAGCGUGGACAACAAUUGGAUGGACAUUUACAACUUUGUUGAUCGAGUGGUCAAGAAGUUUGAAAACCCGAAACUGCGGAUGUCGUUCAUCACCUACUCCACACGGGGCCACACCCUCAUGAACCUCACCUCAGACAGAAAUGAGAUACACGAUGGUCUUGACCGACUUCAGAAUGUGGUGCCCUCAGGAGACACAAACAUGCAGGAGGGGUUUAAAAAGGCCAAUGAGCAGAUCCAACAAGUGUACUCCAAAGACCGGGAAGCUGCCAGCCUGAUUAUUGCUCUGACCGAUGGACCAUUGCUGCCAAGUUCAUUUAAUAAGACUAAGGACGAAGCUGCAAAUUCUCAGAAAAUGGGGGCGAGUAUUUACUGCGUGGGUGUAAGCAACUAUAAGAAAGACCAGCUGUUGGAAAUUGCAGACCGCCCAGAUCACAUGUUUGGCGUGGACAGAGGAUUCAAGGGUCUGAGAAACAUCGUUAAUUCACUCACAUCUAAGUGCUGUAUGGAAAUUACAGCUGUGGAGCCUUCCAGUUUCUGUACGGGAGAAACCUACGAAGUGAAGAUUUCUGGAAAAGGCUUUAAUAAUGCAAAGAACAAAGAUGAAGUUAUUUGUAGAUUCAAGUUCAGCAACACUGAAUUAUUUGAUAAAAAAGCCACCUCUGUGGAAGAUACCACCAUAAUAUGCCCAGAAGUAAAGAUAGAGAAGCCAGGCCAGGAAAUCACCACUGAAGUUAGCCUGAACAAUGCCAUCAGUUUCAUCAACAAUGAUGUUAGAAUCAGCAGCAAGGACUGUGUGAGUGCCAGGGGUGAGACACGAGAUAUGCUGCCGGAUGCUGUGCCAGAUGACCUGCCAGAUGCUGUGCCAGAUUCGCAGCCAGAUGCUGAGCCGGAUACACUGCCAGAUGCUGAGCCAGAUACGCUGCCAGAUGCCUCACCGGAUCAACCACCAUAUCACCCGCCGCCUCCCCCACAUUUUAUCCCAAAUUUCAACCCUUUCUACUUGGUUGCCCUCAUCCCGGCCCUGCUCAUGUUCCCUGUGCUGAUCUGGUGCAUCUGGCGGCUGUGCUACAAGAAGACCGUCAAGGAGCCACCACCAGUGCAGAAAGCAGAAAAAGAGCCAGAAGAUAAGAUAUGCUGUGUACGAACAUGCCCCACAGUGUUUGUACCUUGCGGGUGCCAAUCAAGUGGGAUAUAUCGGAUGGAGGGCAAACUGGAUACCUUGUGCAACUUUGCUCAAAACUGCAACCAGGUGCCGUUGAUGUGGUGUCAGCCCAGAGAUAAGGACAGAUGCAUGAACUUCACCCUAGUGAAGCCGCCCUGCGGGCAGUUGUCCUGUGGCCCAAAGAUCUGCCUUGCACCCAGCCAGGAGUGCUUCUCCCUCCACAGCUGCUGCUCACGGUGCCAACACCCCCAAGCCAUCUGCUCCCGGCCUGCCUCCAGGAUGCUGCCGAUGAUCCCCCCCCAUGUCCAGGCACUCUGCAGAACUACUUUGUCACACCCGCCCCCUUAGUCCAACCUCUAAAGCACCAGAAACGCGGGAUUGUUAAGAGCCCCUUGUGUACUGAAUUGUACAUAUAUAUUGAGUCUUGGUUUACAGUCAAA
Molecule: messenger RNA, 2056 nt
Organism: Equus caballus (horse)
Lineage: Eukaryota; Metazoa; Chordata; Mammalia; Perissodactyla; Equidae
Gene: ANTXRL
Product: ANTXR like
Cellular component (GO): plasma membrane; cell surface
Molecular function (GO): transmembrane signaling receptor activity
Source: RefSeq, a predicted model, not a curated record